AUGUCAUUAACACGCGAACAAGUCCUCUUUGCCGACCUGGCCAAGGCCAUGAAGAAGACCGUGGCCAGGCAAGCCAACGAAUCCGACUCCGACUCCGAGAUCCAACAGACGACCAAUCGCGGAAACAAGUUGAAGAAGAGGGCAAGAUUUGUUCGCCAGGGCAAACUGGGGCCGCCCACGGGGCCGGCAGUCUACAAGGAGGCACGUUCCAAUCUCAGAUACAAGCGUGCCGUAAUAAGUCGCAACCCGCCGCUCAUCGACGAAGACGGCUACAGCAUCGACAGCGACGACGACGACCAGCACGUCCAAGACGCAGUCGCCGCUGCGGCUGAGGCUGAUCCCUACUCUUCAAUUCAUCUUGAGCAGCUCCUCGCCCCCCUCACGGCAGUUACAGACCUGCCCGCCCAUCCCACACUCUCCCGACCUUUCAAAUCGACGGCCCUUAAGGAAUUGACGAACCAAGCGUGUGAUCUUAUGCACAAAGAAAAUGUUGCGCUGUGGAAAGUGCGGCCACUCUUGACGAGACUCAGCGGAGACCAUACCUGGGUGCCACCCGACAUGAUGUUAGGCACCGAUGACCAAGAAAUGUUCAGGAAUGGCUUUGAAUCGCGUACAAUGAAGCGCAAGAGAUCACAGGAAGAGGUAUUGGAAGGCAUCUCAAGUCCAAAUGUAAAUGGCAGCAGCACAGCUCGGCCUUCCGUGAACGGAGACCUCGAUGGAGCUGUUAAUGAGGAGGCUCAGGCGGAGGAGAAACAAGGUACAUCUAUCGAAGACGUGAUGAUGACGAACAGCGACGGCAACAAGGCGGACAAGCUCGGAACCAUCAAAGAUGGUCAUGAAGCAUCAGGCGCUGUCAGCGAGGAGCAAGGAGCAGACAAGGUCGUACCACACGCCACCAAUGGCGAUAAAGCGAACGAGCCUGGAUUGAACCCGACCAAUGGCAGUUCGGCGAAACAAAAAGGGAAGCAAUCUGGGACCAGACAAGAUACAGCAGAUGACGACGUCGCCAUGUUGGAUGGUAGCGCUGCGGCUGGUCUCGGUGCGCAAUCAAAUCAUAACGGCAGCCGAGCUGCGUCUCCUUCAGCGGCAUCCGUCGGCGAUCCUUUCAUCCAUCCGAUAUUUCUUGCGCCGAAGCCAGCUCAUCCCGACCGCGAUCUAGGGCUCCCAGAACAGGAGGCGGAGGACGUGCGCCGACUCCUCCAGCUGUACGUCCAGAAACAAGAAGAGGUAUGCCGCGGUACUGAAAAGCUGUAUCACGGCCUGCUCAAGGCGGACCGCAUGCGAAAGACUGUGUUGGAGUGGUCCAAGUCCGAGGCGCACGUCGGAGAAAUGUCCGACGGCGAGGACUGGUACGACAAAGAGGAGUGGGGCCUGACAGAGGACUUGAAGAAAGGCCAGGAUGAGGAAGAAGAGGACACGACGCAGACCCAGAAGAAGACUAGGAAUCGGAAAUAG
Messenger RNA from Diaporthe citri, 1455 nucleotides. RefSeq lists its product as uncharacterized. Gene Ontology annotation, biological process: negative regulation of rDNA heterochromatin formation; negative regulation of silent mating-type cassette heterochromatin formation. NCBI's taxonomy places the organism in Eukaryota, Fungi, Ascomycota, Sordariomycetes, Diaporthales, Diaporthaceae. The coding region runs from base 1 to 1455 and encodes 484 amino acids. The transcript is spliced from 4 exons. The record is from RefSeq and is a predicted model, not a curated record. Gene Ontology annotation, cellular component: cytosol; Rpd3L complex.